CACCCCCUCCCCUCGAUGGUUUCGUCCCCGCAGGUCCCGCCUCUCAGCCAAUGGGUGCUGGCGAGGCCUCGUGAUGGACGUGCGGAACGGCCCCUGAGCGCGCGGUGCGGUGUGCGGGGCUGGCCGGGCGGCUCCAUGUGGGGGGUGCUGCGAGCCGCGCUGUGGGCUACGGGGCGAGUGGGUGGGCGCCCGCGCGUUGCCGCCUGUCGCCCCAUGGCUACUUCGGGCCCGGCGGCGGUGGCCCGGGGAUCCGCCAACACUGCCGGCAUCAUCGUCAUCGGCGACGAGAUUCUCAAGGGCUACACGCAGGAUACGAACUCCUUCUUCAUGUGCCGGCGACUGCGUGCUCUUGGCGUGAGUGUCGCCCGGAUCUCGGUGGUGCCCGAUGACGUGGAGGCCAUUGCCAGUGAGGUGGCCGCCUUUGCUGCCCGCUUCACCUUCGUGCUCACUUCCGGGGGCAUCGGCCCCACGCACGACGAUGUGACCUUCGAGGCUGUGGCUAAGGCGUUUGGGGAGAGGGUCGUCCUCCAUCCCGAGCUGGUAGCCCUGGUGCACAAGUUCUUUGGCAAGACAGAGGAGCAGUGCCCCGAGAUGAAGCUGGCUCGUGUCCCCGAGUCCUCCCGCCUAAACUAUGGCACAGACGGGCACACUGGCAACACCUUCAAGUACCCACUAGUCAGUGUGCGCAAUGUCUACAUCUUCCCUGGCAUCCCGGCCCUGAUGGAGCGUGCCCUGGAUGGCCUUGCUCACCUCUUUCACAGCAAACAGACCCACUUCCACUCCCGCACCAUCUAUGUGGCAUCCGAUGAGAUGUUCAUUGCGCCCGUGCUGGACUUGGCUGAUGCCACCUUCCGGGGCCGCGUCAGCUUGGGCUCCUACCCAGACUGGACCAGCAACUACUACCGUGUGAAGCUGACCCUGGACUCAGAGUCAGAGCAGGACCUGGAGGACGCAUAUUGCUUCUUGAUGAGUGAGCUGCCACCGGGCAUUGCUGUGCCGUUGGUGACAGACUGUGUCUCUCCAGCAGCUGUGGAGGUUUAUGGCCUGGCUGAGUCAGGCUCGGCUCUGGGGCAGAAGGUGGCAGCAGCCCUGCGAACCAUCGAGGAGGCUUUGGACCAGUACAGCCUAGUCCAGCUCUGUGUGGGUUUCAACGGGGGCAAGGACUGCACAGCGCUGCUGCACCUCGUCCAUGCUGCUGUGCAGAGGCGGUUCCCAGCAAGGCAGGAGAGGCUGCAGGUGCUCUACAUUCGCACUGUGUCUCCAUUCCCUGAAAUGGAGCAGUUCAUUCAAGCAACAGUCCAGAGGUACGGAGUCCAGCUCUGCACUGUGGAGGGCUCCAUCCAGGAGGCACUGGCCCACCUGAAGGAGCAGCAGCCACAGCUGGAGGCUGUCCUGAUGGGAACGCGGCGAACGGACCCUUACUCGUGUACCCUGACCCCCAUGUGUAUGACAGACCCUGACUGGCCCCCUUACAUGCGGGUGAACCCCUUGCUGGACUGGACCUACCGGGACAUCUGGGAGUUCCUGCGCAAGCUCUUUGUCCCCUACUGUAUCCUCUAUGACAAGGGCUACACGUCCCUGGGCAGCAUGGCCAACACACAGAAGAACCCAGCACUACGCUAUACUGACGCUCAGGGCCGGGAGAGCUACCGGCCUGCCUAUGAGCUGGAAAAUGAGGAAGAAGAGCGCACCUCCCGCCAGUGAAGGCCACGCUCUGGGAGGCUCCAGUGGAAUGCUGGUGGGAGUGACAUUGAAUAAAGUUGCUGCCUGUCAGCACUAAAUAAAACUGCUGCAGUCUGCACUGCACUAGCAUGUGGCCUUGUUGAGCCCUGAGGGCUCCAUGGGGCAGGAGUGGGAGGAACAAAAGGGUCCCCAGGUUGUGUCCCCUCCCUAUAUUGUGGAAGUUUUGGAAAUGCGGAGAAUGGAACAGGUUCCAGUGCUUACCAGGGCCCUGCAUGUCAGCGAUGCUGCCUCUGCCACCAUGUCAGACCCUGCUGAUUCCUCAUGGGCCAUGCACCUCUCCUGGACUGCAGCAGCCUGUAUGCAGGGUGCUCCGCAGCAAGUGUCACGGGUACAGGCACUGGCACUGCCAACACCCACUGCCGCCUCCCUGGGGCUGCGCCUCGGCUCCUGGUUGCUGCGGCUUCUGCGGGAAUGCAUCUGCCUCCUUCUCUGCAGCUGGUGCAUUCAUGAGCUGCUGGACUAGGGAAGGGUCUCACAGUGUCAUUGGACCCUGUCAGCCCCUGCUUGCCCUGGUGCUGUGGGUGAGUGACCUGCCUGCAGCUUGACUUGAUCUGAUGCUUGAAACAUGAUGGGGGCUCUGGUGUUUGGGGGUGAUGGAGCCCAACCAUAGUGCUCCUGGAGUGAAAAGGGCCUGGCCAUGGUGCUUGAGGGGAGACAGAGAACCUGGCUGUGGCGAUUCUGGGGAUUUAGAGGGUGUGGCCUUGUUACUGGUCAGUGGGUCCUUACCCCUUGUAUCUCUCUCCCCUCCCCAGAACUGUGCUUGUUACCCUGUGCUGAUAGAGCUGAUGGACCUCUGGUGCUGAGUCUCUGCUCCAGCUUGCAGUCCCCCCAGUCAGAGACCCCAAUAAAGCUGAGGAGUGCCUG
Prinia subflava (tawny-flanked prinia) is the source of this 2607-nucleotide messenger RNA. RefSeq names its product flavin adenine dinucleotide synthetase 1 (gene FLAD1). NCBI's taxonomy places the organism in Eukaryota, Metazoa, Chordata, Aves, Passeriformes, Cisticolidae. Gene Ontology annotation, biological process: FAD biosynthetic process. The transcript is spliced from 7 exons. The coding region runs from base 16 to 1704 and encodes 562 amino acids. The record is from RefSeq and is a predicted model, not a curated record. Gene Ontology annotation, molecular function: FMN adenylyltransferase activity.